AUGCCCCUCGCCAGGGCAACCUUCGAAGACAUCAUCCUCGCUGAAUCCCCAACCUGGGAGACCGUCGAAGGAAACAUCUACUUUCCUCCCACAGCAAUCAAAGACAAAUCGCUCUUCGUUCCCAUUGACAAGGUAACAUUUUGUCCUUGGAAGGGAGACGCGUCAUAUUACUCUAUUGUGGUUGGACCAACAACAAUCCCCGGUGGAGCGUGGUAUUAUCCCAACCCAUAUGAUGCUGCCAGCAAUAUCAAGGAUCACGUGGCAUUUUACACAACAGGCAGCAUCAAAGUGAGCGUGGAAUGA
This is a messenger RNA of Aspergillus niger, 303 nucleotides long. RefSeq lists its product as uncharacterized. Lineage: Eukaryota; Fungi; Ascomycota; Eurotiomycetes; Eurotiales; Aspergillaceae. The coding region runs from base 1 to 303 and encodes 100 amino acids. The record is from RefSeq and is a predicted model, not a curated record. The transcript is spliced from 4 exons.